Molecule: messenger RNA, 912 nt
Organism: Penicillium arizonense
Lineage: Eukaryota; Fungi; Ascomycota; Eurotiomycetes; Eurotiales; Aspergillaceae
Product: Gfo/Idh/MocA family protein
Exons: 4
Coding region: 1-912 (303 amino acids)
Biological process (GO): NADPH regeneration
Cellular component (GO): cytoplasm
Molecular function (GO): oxidoreductase activity
Source: RefSeq, a predicted model, not a curated record
AUGAAACUAUCUACACCAGUGGUACGCAAAGUCCAUGUCGGUCUGAUCGGCUGUGGCGAGAUUGCGCAGGUGGUGCACAUUCCCACCUUGAAUUUCCUCUCCGACCUCUUCCAAAUCACCUAUCUCUGUGAUAUCUCCCGCUCCUCGCUCACCCACUGCAAGGCCAAAGUUAUAGGCCUCGAAGCUCCCGAGACCACAACCGAUCCCGAAGAACUGUGCGCAUCCCCACGGGUCGACGUUGUCUUCAAGCCCAUGGCACUCAAUGAUCGCGAUACCAAUGCAAAUAUUGAGGCUGAAAAGGUGUCUGAGGGUCGGGUCAUGGUGGGAUACAUGAGACGAUUUGCCCCGGCGUUUGAAGACGCAAUUCGCGAGAUCGGCGGAAUGGACAAGAUCCUCUACGCCCGCGUGAGAGACAUCAUCGGACCCAAUGCCACAUUCGUAGAGCAAUCUGGAACAUUCCCCCAAAAGGCCACCGACUCCGCUGCCGAAUAUACAGAGGAUCGGAAUGCGCGCAGCGGAGAUUGUCUCCCAGGGGAUGCAGAAGGAGGCGGGCAAAGUGCGAUCUUCGAAUAUCCCACCUUCUCCGUGACCUACGAGCCUGGCCUGGACUCUGUGCCGCGCUUCGACGCGCACAUUGAAGUCUAUAGCGCGACCAAGACCGUUCGCGUCCAGUACGACUCGCCUUAUAUCAAGGGAUUGCCCAUCACAAUGCAUGUGCAGGAGAACAUUGACAGUGGGUUUAAAGAGAGCGUGAUCCGCAGGACAUAUGAGGAUCCAUACACGACAGAGAUGAAGGAAUUGUAUGCGAUGAUGGCUGAUGGCAAAGCGAUCAAAACAACGGCCGAGGAUGCAAAGAAAGACCUCGAAACUUUUAGAAUGCUUGUGCGAUCAGCAAGUACUAAUGGAAAAUGA